CCCGUUGUAAGGAGAAGGACGAGGAGGUGGAAGAGGAGGAGUGGAGGAGGGUGGAUGAAGGGUGGUGGAGGAGGAGGAGGAAUAAGGGUCGGAGGAACACGAGUAAAAUUGAGGAGCGACGAUAGUCGAGGGAAGCGGGGUUUACAGGAUAUUUUUCAAGUCCGUUAUUCCUUUACCAGCACGACUCCCCAUUGUGAGCGAGCCCUGUUGACUGCUGCAGGAUAAACAAAAAAAACCCCAAUCGGAUUGCUGCAGUUUUGUACGCAACACGCACACACAAACAACAUUAGUUUGUAUUUAAAAAAAGGCGUCGUCGUGUUGCCGAAUGAAAUAUAGACCCCUCGGCGCUCGGGCGAAAGAGGUCGCGUUAAACCUGCGACCGAAUUGAACGAAUAGCAACGUUCGCCUGCGAGGCUCGGCGUUGACACCGCGAAAGCCGACGUCUUCGACGACAACAACAACAAACAUUAGCGCCGAUUCACAAAUCGGCCUCGUGUGUCCAAGGCCGAUUGGUCGCUCGCUCGUUUAUUGACAAAAACUCGAGGGCGAUUUGCCUCAAGAUGGUCGUGCAAAACAAAGCCAUCGACAUGGACGACUUCGGGCGCUCCUUCAAGCAUGGCCUCUCCAUGUCCAACGAUUCGGGGUUCCACUUCAGCUUCGACGUGGCGCGGGGGGCCGGGAGCCAACUCUCCGCCACGGAGCUGGACGCCGACGACUUCUCGGACUUCUCCACGGAGAGCUGCCGGCGGCCUGAUAUCCCGUGCAGCCAGCCCAUCGACAUCAUCGACCCGAAAAAACGAGGGAAAAAGAACAAGAAAAAGAGAACCCGUGCGACCGACAGCUUCUCGGGGAGAUUCGGAGACCUGUACCGGCUCACGGGGGAGCUGCUCGGGGAGGGAGCGUACGCACGCGUGCAGACUUGCUGCAGCCUCAUCAACAACAAAGAGUAUGCGGUCAAGGUCAUCGAGAAGACUGCAGGGCACAGCCGCAAUAGGGUGUUUAAGGAAGUGGAGAUUUUGUACCAGUGCCAAGGCAAUGACAACAUUCUGCAGUUGAUUGAAUUUUUCGAGGAGGACGACCGCUUCUACCUGGUGUUUGAAAAGAUGAGAGGAGGAACUGUUUUGGCCCAAAUCCAGCGCAGAGGACACUUCAGCGAGCAGGAGGCAAGCGAGGUGGUGCGCGACAUCGCCACCGCCCUCCACUUCCUGCACCAGAAGGGAAUUGCACACCGUGACCUCAAACCGGAGAACAUUCUGUGCGAAAAUCCCCACCAGGUUUCGCCCGUGAAGAUUUGUGACUUUGACCUGGGGAGCAGCAUGAAGCUGAGCAGUGCCUGUUCGCCUGUCACCACCCCCGAGCUGCUCACCCCGUGUGGCUCUGCAGAAUUCAUGGCCCCCGAGGUGGUGGAGGCGUUCAGCGAGGAAGCCUCCAUCUACGACAAGCGCUGCGACCUGUGGAGCCUCGGGGUCAUCCUCUACAUAAUGCUCAGCGGGUCGCCGCCCUUCGUUGGGAAUUGCGGCAGUGACUGCGGCUGGGAGCGCGGGGAGGCGUGCCACGCCUGCCAGACGAUGCUGUUUGAGCGCAUCCAGGCCGGGCACUACUGCUUCCCAGAGAAGGACUGGAAGAACGUCUCGGCUGCCGCGAAGCACCUCAUCUCAAACCUGCUGCUGCCCGACGCCAAGGCCCGGCUCAGCGCCGUGCAGGUGCUGCGGCACCCGUGGGUAGCUGGGGACGCCCCUCGCCAGACGCUGUCCACCCCGCAGCUUCUACUCAGGAACGCCAGCGCCAAGGACCUCACUCGGUUCACCGCCGACGCCGUCGCCCUGACACGGCGGCUGGACCAGCGCGGCGGCGGGGAGGAGGAGGAAGAGGAGGAAGAGGAGGACGACGGGUGGGAGGGGGUGGUGGGCGCCUGUUUCCCCGGCAGCCCCAGAUCCCGGCCACCGUUGUCACGGCCGCCGUCCACGCGGCCGUUCUGCCCCUUCAGCCUCUCCCCCCCGUCCAAGUCGCGGCUGGCAAAGCGCCGGGCGUCCAUGCGGGGGGGGCAGCAGCAGCAGCAGCAGCACGACGCGGCGCUGGGCCUGGUCGGGGGAGCCUCUUAGCACGGCGGCUUCUCCCGGGUCUGGCACGGCACGGCGUCGUGGCCAUCAAAUCCUAGCCCCCCAACCUUCCACUCCCGCAGUUUGCGUUUUGAAUUCACGAAUUUAUUGUGGCACUGACUCCCCUUGGUCUAGCACUUCUUUGGGUUUGUGCCUUUUGUUUGAUUGGGGUCUGCACACGGAAGUUUCCACUUCCCCCGGAGUUUCGUCUCGUUAUCCGGCACUGCGCUCAGAGCUUUAAUACCACCCCCUACCCUUCCCACCAUCGUGAUCGCAGCGCUCUGGCGGAGCAGAGGGGGGAGAUGGGUUGGGUCGGAGCCUCCCAACCCAGUGCCAGCGGUGAUUCUCGUUUAGUGCAGAGCGAGGCCACCGGACGUGGCGGCGUAAGGGGAGCUUGGCUUUCAAGUUCCGGGCCUAGGGACCCUCGUAAGGAAAAAUAAAAUUGUGCCAAGAUGCCACUGGGGGCAAACUGACAGGUGGAGGUGCGACGAGGCGGCUCGGUGCGGAAAUAGUCGCUCGUUAUUGUCAAAACGGAAACUUUGUCUUUGAUUUAAGGAAGAAGGAAAAGCAUGGCAGAGGCGUUUGUACAGGUAAAAGAGGCGUUGCGUGGUAAUUAUAUAUAAUUAUAUUUCGGGUAAACCUAACGAUGACGGAGCCGGUCGAGGUUUGAGCUGCUCACCGUUUGUGUGUUUUCCCCUGGGGCCUCUGAGGCCUGGCUCCAGUGCCGCGCUGUGGUCAACAGCGUAGAGGUGCUCGCUCCAUUAAUACAAAGCCAGCUGUUGACCAUUUGUGGUGGUGUUUUCUUGGCCGUGGUGUGAUCGCCCUCGCCCGUGGCUCCUUGAGUCCUCCUCCCCCAGUACCUCGACGCUGGGGUCACGCUGGGUUCGUUUUUGUUGUCAAAAACCAUUAUUAUUUUCAUAAUUUGUGUGUUUUUUAUAUAUAGCAGUCCAAACAAAGUAUGGCUAUAAAUUUAAGUGUUAUAAUUUUCUAUAUUUUAUUUUACGAGCUCUCCGGAUGUUCUAAAGUUUGAUUUGCUCACGCGCAGAGACGCAACGUAACCGUGAGCACCGAGAGCGGAGGAGAAUGGUGGCAUUAUUGUCAUCGUUAUCGCGCUUCGCUGGCGGCGCGUGGGUUGGGCCGGAGGACGCGCUCAUCCCCCUUGUUCGGGCUUGCGCUCCGGGUGGUGACAUUCCUAUGCAAUGGCGCGCCGCGCGACCAGCACGCGGGGCGUGCGGGCCGCGCGGUGCCCUCGCCGCGAGCCGAGGGGGGGGGGGGGGGGGGGCACCGGGCGCGGCGGUGCCCCCGCUCGGCUCGGCGAUGGAGCCGAGUGGCGCCGUGGCAGGCUCCCACGAGCACCGCGCUCCGCGUCUCGGUCGCGGCCGCCGUGGAGAUUGUCGCGUGCGGCGACGACGCCGCCGGCCCCGCCGCGGGGCUUUCCAGGUGGCCAAAUUUUUUUUUUAUUUUUUUUUACGGCGGUUCAGCAAACCCGCUUGCUGUGUACCGCCGCCGUUGCAGCAAUUGGCCUGCCGUUCGGUCUGCGGACUUUUUGCACGCUUAUCCUGCAGGUGUGCAAGUUAGGUUUCCUGCGGUAUAAAUCCCACGUGCGCGCAAACGCUCGUUAAAAAGUAAUCGGCCGCGCAUCGCGAGGCAAGACCCUCCGGAAAGCGAGUCAUUGGCGAGGCUUUCCCAGACAAACAUUAAAGGGGUCUACGAAAUGACGCGGACAAUUUGUAUCGCUUCCUGCCGACACGUAAAGCUGUGCUGCCAUUGACGUGGCUGGUGUGACUUCUUAGCUGGACGAUUGCUUUGCCUGCGAGCUGGUGAUUUUUGUUGCCGCGGGCCUCGGGCUGGUUCUGUGGCUGUCUCGGCAGCGGGUGACCUCGUGAUGUCGAGACACUGAGACUUGGCGGGGAUGAUGAUUCUGGUGAGCCAGUCUCUACCCGACUCGCCCGUGUGCGUGAAAUGUGUUUGUGAAAUGUGUGGGCAGUGAUGAGGCAAUGCUGCUCGCGCUGAGCUAUGGCACGGUAAACCUGGGUUCGAUUCCUGGCCACGCACAACAUCGGCAGUGAACCAGUCCGUACCCUCCCCUAGUUCAAGUAUCUGUUGUGGUGUGUGAACAUGAGCACUGGGGAUACAAAGGUGGCCAGAAGUUGUUCUGGCCACCCUGUCAAGUGACGUUGCCGGCCUUAGUAGGUGCUCGCUAACAUCACUUGCCCAAGAGUCAAUAAGACUAAAUAGACUACAGCGUGUGUGUACGUGACUAGUUCAGAACUGUAUGGAAUGCUGCUGUGGUCGGUUCCACGGCAAUGGAGUCUCAUUGCUGCACAGAACCCGACCCACACUCGGGCGUGGAUAUCCGGCCAGGUGGUAGCUCUGGUGGCAGAGUGAGCAGCGCGCUCUCUCGGAAGGUCGCUGCGAGUUCACAUCCUGGUUGGAGAGAUUGACUCGGCCCAUCGCCAUUGUGUGGGGAAGAUGACUGGUGGGUGCCCUUAAGGAUAAAUUUGCCCCCCUCCCCUUGCUAUAGGAACGUGGAAUUUCCACUCCUGGCUGAGAGCUGUGACGAGAGAAGCACCCGGCCUUCAAUGCUCAAGUUCAGCAGGAGAUCACUUUGGCUUUUGACAAACAUUGGGAGCCAAGCUGCUUUCAGUGCUCCCGGUAACGCGUGGGGAGCAUCCUCAAGCCUGCAUGGUGCUUGCAAAGCUCCGUUACUCGUGAAUCGACACUCGCGUUCAACCUCGCGCGGUUACCGCCUCUGCUGCGAUUUAAACUGGGUUCAAGCAUUUUGAGUUGAAGGUAUCUGCCUGAUCACGAAUAACUUGAGCAAAUUCCCAUCGCUUAAUUUUCGUUGCCAAUUUUAAUCCCCGUGAAGAUUUCGGCGCUUGAGGCAUAACUGUUGAUUUGGCAUGCGACAGACACUCCGUGUGUGAGGCAAUUUAAGCGACUUCGAAAGUAGCUCUUUGAUAUCCACUUCUGUGGAGCUGUUGUGAUACAGGGCGAGGGUUACUCUGCUGCCUUCGAGACUCCCCGCCCCCCCCCCCCCCGAAAUGGGAGUGGAGAGACGGGGGGGGGGGGGUGGGGGGUCUUGCGCGAUGAUGCCGGCAGUGGUGCCAACCUAAAGAAGCUAAAGUGUGGGGGUGCCGACUUGUACAACACAGCGUGGAUUUUUUUUGCAUAGCGUCUACUUGCAAAUCGCCCCCCCCCCCAUCUUGUCAAGACGCCGUACAGAAACAAGUGCGCGUAGAGAGGUGUCGAGCGAGGUGCAGGAUGAGUCUACAGAAUUUAUAUAGCUGGGUGGUGGGGGUGCAGAAAAGCACCCAACUAUACUUCCCACGGUGGUUGAGGGAGAGACGGGGGAGGGUGGCGUCGAGGCCUCCGCCCGAGUGCGGCCCUCGCACGCUCUCCGUGCCCCGCGGGGCCAGGCCAGGCGAAACUAAUGCAAGCUGAAGUCGUCGUCACGAGCUCUUCGUGACUCCGUGGUGCCGUACGACGGCUGUGACGUUUCUGACUGGCGGGUUUUGAAUGAACUUUUUUUUAGUUUUCUUACAAACUAUUCCCCCCCCCCCCCCCCCCAACAAAAAAAAGGAGUGGGCGAGGAAGGUAAAAAAAAAAACUUAAUUGAGCAUCUGAGAGUGAAACGGAGAGAACGUGGGAAAUUGGGACGGGCGGGGGGAGUCCGGUUGGGGCGAGCUCGCGGGUCUGCUUGGCUAGCGUGUGAUCAGGGGUAGGGUUGGGGUCCUUUCGGCUCUUGGCUAGUAGUUUUAGGUUCGGAUUAGUUAGCUCGUGUGGUUGGUAUUAGGGGUAGGGCUGUAGGGGUCUGGGUUGGCUAGUUAGGUUUAAGAGUAGAGGUAGGGUUGUAGUUUCAGUGGCUAGCAUGAUUAGUAAGGGGUAGCGAGUGGUAAUGCCUGGGUGGUUAAUUUGGUUCGAGUCUGGGGGGUGUAGAUAUAUGGUCUGGUUAGCCAGUGUGGUUCGUGUUAGGGUGAGUACUCGCCCCCUCGUUGACCCAGGGUGUUCCACCCCUAACAACCGGGGCCCCCUUCACCGUUCCCAAGUUGCCUCUCCCUCGUGGUGUUGUUGUUGGUGAGAGUUGUACCGGACCGGCAUCGUCGCCUCGACUCUCGCUGGCUUGUGUUUGGAGGGGAGCGUUUAUUUGGUGCCGGAUCCCCCCCCCCCCCCGCCUAGCCUUCUCGGAAAUUCAAUUUUCUUUUGUUAAAUUCACGUUUAAUUUUCCCCCCUCCCUCCCCCGUCUUCGCUCCAACGACAAAGUUCUAAGGACGUGGGGGAGAGAGAGAGAGCGAGAGCGAGGGGCGGGGGGGAGUAUGAAGCACGAGAAGCGAGGCAGAGCGGUCAACACGCAGACGCGUCGCUGGGUGGUGUUUACAGAGGUUGUAUGUGGCGGCUCUGCGGGGGUCCGCUUCACCGUGACUGACAGCCGCGCCAAUCCGCCGUUUGUGUUGUUUAACGAGCACUUUACUGACUUUUAUACAAUAAACAUUUUAUACAAAAGCCA
Petromyzon marinus (sea lamprey) is the source of this 6606-nucleotide messenger RNA. RefSeq names its product MAP kinase-interacting serine/threonine-protein kinase 1-like. The record is from RefSeq and is a predicted model, not a curated record. Gene Ontology annotation, molecular function: protein kinase activity; ATP binding. Gene Ontology annotation, biological process: protein phosphorylation. Lineage: Eukaryota; Metazoa; Chordata; Hyperoartia; Petromyzontiformes; Petromyzontidae.